AUGAAAAAGAAUUUGGAAGAUGAUGAUGGAUUUUUGUCCAUUGUUGGAGCUGAUCACCGAAGUAAAAGAUCAGUCAACUGUGCUGCAAAAUUUCAAGUCAUUCCUAAUCAUUCUGCUUGUUUAUCAAGGGCAGCAGAAGUCUCAAAAUCAGGUGUGUCUGGACCAGAUAAAACAGCCAUCGUAGAUAAACACAAUGUGUAUCGUGCUGGAGUUAGCCCGACGGCUGUGGAAAUGGCAAAAAUGUACUGGGACGCUGAGAUAGCGAUGAUAGCCCAGAGGUAUGCUGAUGCUUGUAAAGGGCUGGUACACGAUGGGGGACGACAGCGCGGAAUUCCAGGUCGUUUUUCUCUGGGUCAAAAUUUAGCAGUAGCCGAUAUGGACUUGACAUGGGAAGCUGUGGUGAAACUCUGGUAUGACGAAGUUAAGAAUUUCAUACUGAAUGGAACCAAUUCUCUCACUGCUGUCGGACAUUAUACACAGGUUGUAUCCGCAAACUCAGUCCUGAUUGGCUGUGGCUUUGCACUCUGUGGGACAACUAGAAAUUAUGUAUGCAACUACGGACCAGCCGGAAACAUGGACUAUAACAAUCCAUAUAUAUCAGGUCCGUCUUGUAACAAUUGUGGAAACAAAUGCAGUGGGAACUUAUGCGACUGUAGUGGCAAAGUUUGUGAAAAUGGAGGAAUACUGGACUCCAACACUUGCACAUGCACGUGCAAAAUGGCGUCUAGUACUUACAUCGGAGACACCUGUCAGUUGAACUGUACGAAGCACACAGACAACCCUCUAGUAUGUGGGAAGCAGGUAUUUCCUCGUCACUGUGACUUAUUUACAAACGUACCGGAAGAUUGUCCUACCAUGUGCAAUGUGUGUCCUUGUGCUGGCAUUGAAAAUAAUGGAACCACAACCUGUUUGGGAACUCAAAGUUCUCAAUCUAGAGCAGAAUCAGGAGCAGUGAUUUUAUUUUUAACUAUAAAAAUCUUUCUUAUCGCCUGUUGA
Molecule: messenger RNA, 996 nt
Organism: Saccostrea echinata
Lineage: Eukaryota; Metazoa; Mollusca; Bivalvia; Ostreida; Ostreidae
Product: cysteine-rich venom protein latisemin-like
Exons: 11
Coding region: 1-996 (331 amino acids)
Source: RefSeq, a predicted model, not a curated record